AUGUACGAAGGGAUUGACAACCUGAAAUCUCUUUACGACCGUGCCGGGAAGACUUUCUCCGGCGGUCCUUCUGCGGCACAGGAUGUGUCGCGUCGUACUGCUCGACCAGACCCAGUACGUCAACCAUCAAUUGGGAGCGGGGCUCCCAAGAAUCCCAGGACGGGGGAUAGCCGCGCCACCGGACGAGGUAACUCGUCCGACGUCCGUUCACGUCGCGGUGGUUCAACAGCUGCUCUACUAGAUAGCGCUGGCCACCGCGAGAGUCCUCUAAUGGAGGUGGAGGAGGAGGAAAGACGCUCUCCACACGAUCAUGUGGAUCGGUGUGUUCCCGAGAGCUUCUUUGAUCGCGUAACGCAAGGGUUACGCGACGAUCUCGAGCAUGAGCGGAAUAGGCGUCUCCAGAUGGUGGACACUGCCUCGAAGCAUCGAGCUGAGUUUGCCUUUGCUCAGCUUGAGAACGAGAGAUCUCUGACAUCUCUUCGUGACGAGCUAAGGGUAGCUCGUGGGAUUGUUGAUCGGUCUCGGGCUGAGAUAACUGCUCUUCAGACCCUUGUUGAUGCCCACCAUCGGGAGCACAAGGCUCUCUGCGAGAUGCUUGAGCGCAAGGGCGUUCUUCAUCGGAAGAAGCAGCGUACUGAUGGUACGGCUUAA
This is a messenger RNA of Peronospora matthiolae, 651 nucleotides long. The record is from the annotation of a GenBank genome assembly. NCBI's taxonomy places the organism in Eukaryota, Oomycota, Peronosporomycetes, Peronosporales, Peronosporaceae.